This is a messenger RNA of Arabidopsis thaliana (thale cress), 228 nucleotides long. RefSeq lists its product as uncharacterized. NCBI's taxonomy places the organism in Eukaryota, Viridiplantae, Streptophyta, Magnoliopsida, Brassicales, Brassicaceae. The transcript is spliced from 2 exons. The coding region runs from base 7 to 228 and encodes 73 amino acids. The record is from RefSeq and is marked reviewed. Gene Ontology annotation, cellular component: apoplast; plasma membrane.
AAAAAAAUGAACAACGCGGUGAUUUGGUUAAUUACUUUGGUAUUUCUAAUGUUCUCUGCAACGUCAACCAGAAUUGUGGCACAUAUACCAUACAUAUUUCCAAAGACAAAAACAAGAGAAGCGGUUUGGGGUCAAAAGAUAAUGAGAGUGAAAGAUUCAUCUCGGAGGCAGUACUUCACAGCAUGCACCUGGAUCCGUUGGAUCAUCCCACCAGCCAAUAAGCCCUAG